CUGCUCAGUUGGUUAUUCGGUUGGCAGACCGCCGAAAGUGUGCAUCGCAUUCAGCUAGCCCUGUCUGGCCAUCAAAGGCUUGUUUUACUAGCGGGGAGGAAAAACUUCAAGGACUAAAUAGUGCCAACAGUAAACGUUUAACUUUUUUCUUUAAAAAAAAGAAACCAAGACUAGUUGAGAGUAAAACUCACUUUGAGAAACCGUUCGUGAGAUCCUAGGAUAUCAAGUGAACUAGCGGCAUAAAAAGUGCAGAACGAAUUAACAGGUUGUGAAUUGGUUUUUCAAACGGAAAAGUCGUUUGUGCAAAGAAAUGUAGUGCAAAUCAAAGAAAAACUAAGAAGAGACCAUCCGGCGUAACAAGCAACGGAGCGGUGAAAAGGAAGUGAUUUUCGACAGAAAACUUGAACAGCCCGGCUCGCAAAACACAAGUGGGUGAGAGCCAAACUCUUAAUCAGAAAGUAAUUUCCACCAUCCCCGUUUUUAAUCCUGUGGCAGCCUCUCGGAAGCCUUUAUCCUUUUGUGGAGCAGAAUAAGCGAGAAGUGAAAAUUAAAUUUCCGAAGAAAAGUGCGAAAUCAGGCAAAAAAAAUAAAUACAUAAAAUACUUAAACAGUGAAAGCGAUCCCCGGUCGGGUGGUGUGCUUUGGAUAAGUUCAGGAAGCAGGAGGAAAUUCGGCAAAAACACUCAAAGUUAAAAGUUUUGCUCGACUUGCCGGGUGGAAUCGCAAGCAGCAGCAGCAGACAGACCGGGAACAGAGCGGGAAAACACUGCAGAGAACAACAUCAACACACGAUUCUGUGAAAGAUGCUGCCGCUUGUGUUCUUCGUUUUGCUGGCAGCUCCCGUGGUGCUCAGUGCCGAGGAAAACAUGGCCGGCCACUUGGUACCAUCCGCCACAGCCAGCGCCAAGGCCGGGCUAGCAGAGACGAGCCGAGUGGGCAAGGCCAUUGCCUAUAACAUGACGAUAGCUGCGCGAAAACCGAAACGUUCAAAUGUGGAAAUCCCGUUGCUGAUUAUUAGACCGAUCGACAAAAAGAAAAAGAUAUCUUAUAAGGAUCACAUGGUCAAACUUAUGACCGGUGGCGUGGCAUCGUAUGGGUCUUAUCCGGAUAUGCAUUCCAGUGAUCAUGAAGUAUUUUCCUUUGAGCAUAUGUUGCCGAUCCUAGGACUGGAGGGAAUGGUGUUCAACAAUGCUCCCAAAACACCACACUUCAUUCCUUCUCCACAUUAUAAGCCAUCUGAAUACCAUUUUUCGCCCCCAAAAUUUAGAGAAACUAGUAUCGUUUCAUCCAGCUUUGAUCAUACCGAAGCCGAACCAGUUCAGACUCAUCCAUCAUCAGCCCCACCGAACUUUGUACCUGCCAUCAACACGGAAGAACAGUUACUAAAAUUGGGCCAUCAAGCGCUAAGCAAACUUGAAACACCCAGGGCACCCUCUCACUUUUCGCCAGUAAUUCAAGAUAAACCCGUUUUUAUCAAGACUGAACAUUUGCCAAGUAAAUUCAAUUCCCAACAUGUACAUUCGUACAAAUCAGUUCCAACCAGUGAUUUUCAUCCAGCUUACGGCCCGGGAAUGCACAACGAGAUUAUCAUGUACCAUAAGCCACAAUACUAUCCAUCGAAAUCACCACCCUCAUACAAAUGGCACGAGCAAACGAAGAAACCACACAUGAGCAGUCCUCUAUCCAUCUCCACUAACUUCUACUAUCCCAAGCACAUACCUGAAGAAAACUAUCAGCAUCCACAGCAACAAUAUCAAGCUUUGCCUUAUUACCAGCCUCAACUAGAAACAACUCCAGCCCCGGUUCAAACGCACGUCAGUUACUUCAUCCCGAAAGAAAUUGAGCCAUUGCCUGUUCCUCAAACAGUUGUCCAUGAGCACGCAGAGCCUCAACAAAUACACCAGCCAUCCCUACCCGUCAACACGGUCCAAAACGGAGAGCAGGUUGAUUUCGUUGUGGUCAAACAACCAUCCGUAGAGGAACCACCAAAGGCAUACUACAAGUCGAAAUACCACAAGCAACCACACAGUGCACCCCACGCCACCUACUAUAUCCACAAACAGUUCGAAUAUCCCGGAAAAGGAAAUAGCAAUGAGAAUAAAGUGGUUUCCGAAUACCACGGAACUCACAAUCGAACCAAAGUGGAACUGAUUCAACAUCAUUCGGAAAAUCUUCCGUAUUCAGCCCCUCAAUAUCUCCCUCUCCAACCACCUCAACAAGAAUCCAGACAGCAGCCCUCAGCAGCUUACACGCUACAUCAAACUCAACCUCAGCCUCAAUCGUUCCAUCAACCAAGCCCGCAAACUUCGGCCCAUCAGAACCACUGGAAGCUGGGUCGAAGAAACCAGCACGAACAAAUCAAACCCGUCGUGGAGCAAACCAGCGAGCCGGAACCGGACAACCAAUACGCGUCGUCCCUGCAAACAUUCAGGACGGCGAAGCCAGCCGAGAAGUCCACAACGGAAGUUAAGGUUGAGAUCGAGCACGUGCCACAGACUCGGUCGAAAGAGAAGACACAAACGAUAGUUCAACCGAAGCUGCAGCAACAACAACAACAACAGCAGCAGCAGCCGAAAAAUGAAAGUACGAGCAUCAGGCCGACAACGACACGGGCCGGUAGGCAGGGUUGAUUCGUGCAACUCCUCGAAGCGUGCGAGAUGCGAUGCGACACGAAGCAAGAGUACAUGCACUCGAAAAUGACUCCACUUAUGACGCCGCCGAGCCAGACGAAUGGGCAGAUGAACAUGGUUUAGGAACUGGAAAUCGUGAACUUUAGAUGGUGGAGAAGGGACCCAAAACAUAACUACUGCGUAACGGCGAACCCCUUGUGGAUGAGGCGGUGUGAAGAGCGGACGUCGUCAUCGUCGGCAGCGGAACAUCCAAAACAUAGCAACUAACUUACGCCGAUUACGGCGAAAAUGACAACAUCCAUUAGACCAUAAACGAUCCGGAAAUCUUCGGAGUCUCUUAAUUGACGCAUUUUUAUUCAUAUGUUACCUACCGUGUUUCGGUGGUUAGUCUCGUUCAGUUUCGUUUGAAUUGUAUUAGGUGCAGUAGUCCAUAUGAUUUUUGGUAACUGCUGUUUUCUCUGUUACGCGCAGCCAAGGUGUAUUUAUUUAUCGAAAUUAAGUUACAGAAGGAUGACGAAUGUGCGAGUAUGAAAGCUGUGAGUGAUUGUAUCGAAAGCAUAUUGUUAGAAAGAUUACAUCAAGUGAAAGAUUUUGAAUAACAAUUAAUGAGAUCGUAUUUUUUUUUUCAAAUCAUCCUAUAACUAAGAUCUUUUUUCAUAGAUUUCUUCCAUAUUGAAGGAAAUAGUAGUUAAUUUACUAUUUAUUGCUUAUGAUCGUUUGGUACAAUCGAUCAAAAUAGCUGCAUUACACUAUAGACCGUAAGAAACUUCGAUAAUAAAAUAACAACCUGAAUAAAAACGCUUAAA
This is a messenger RNA of Armigeres subalbatus, 3436 nucleotides long. RefSeq lists its product as uncharacterized. NCBI's taxonomy places the organism in Eukaryota, Metazoa, Arthropoda, Insecta, Diptera, Culicidae. The record is from RefSeq and is a predicted model, not a curated record. The coding region runs from base 804 to 2630 and encodes 608 amino acids. The transcript has 4 exons.